AAGGGGUGGGGAGCCGGGAGCCUGCAAAGGGGUUUGGUUGGCUGAGGAGCAUUUUUUAAUUUCUUUUUCUUCCUCCCUCCUCCCUCCCCAUCUUUUCUUCUUUUCCAAAGAAAGAUCCCUGCUCUCUCUCUCUCUCUCUCUCUCUCUCUCUCUCUCUCUCGCUUUGUGUGUUUUGUUUUGGGCUCUCUUUGCAACAGAUCAAUGGAAGCGCCACCAGCCACAGAGUAGCAAAAUUAUGGGAUGGCGUGUGCCUUGGCCCGCCUCUCCGCAGAGUGGUGGGACAAUGUGGCUUUUGAUUUGCAGCAGGAGGGUCUGCCCGGAUUAGGAGCUGGUUGGAUCCGUCUUCCUUUUCUCCCUCUGUGUUAUCUCCCCCCCCCUCAAAGAAUAUUGCCAGCAGGGGACAUAAAUCAGGAAAGGAAGGUUUUUGUUUGCAUUUUUUUUUUUGGGGGGGGUGGUAUAAAACUAGGAGAGCCGGACAAAGAAGGGAAAAGAAGAGGGUCGUUUUGAUCUCCUCUACAAAUUUAUUUUUUAAAUAAUAAGAAUAACUCCCCAACUUUGUGUGAAUGGACUUGGAGGAGGUGCCUGGACCCGCAGGAACAGGACUGGCUGGUCCCGGAAGGGGUUUUGGACGAGUUCUUAAAUGGUGCGGCGUUUGUUUUCAUUUUCGAAUUAUAAAUAUGUUUUCACCCCAGAAAAUCACCUUUGGCUGAAUUUCCCCUCGGAUCAAAAGAAACUGGCAGGUGCAGACAAGGCGGACGACUCCUGAUUUGGAUUAUGAAUCACGUUGACCCAUGAAGGAUUAGCUGGGUGCCGUUUGAGACUCCUUUCUCCUUCCAGGCUUGGCGUCUUCUGCCAAGAGGGAUCAGCGGCUUUCUUGUUGUUGGGCAAGGGGGACAAAUGGCCAAGUGGUUUAAGGAUUACUUGAGUUUUGGGAGCAGGAGGUCUCCCCCACAGCCCCCCAAACCAGAUUACACCGAAAGUGAGAUCUUGAAAGCCUACCGAGCUCAGAAGAGCUUGGAUUUUGAGGAUCCCUACGAAGAUGGCAAUGGGAAACUGGAUCCGGACUCAGAAGGGUCCCCAAACAAAGGGGUUGCUGCUGCUGCUGCUGCUGCUGCUGCUGCUGCAGGAAUCAGUGUGGAAGGGAAGUAUGGCUCCCCCAAGCACAGACUCAUCAAAGUGGAAGCUUCUGACCUGAACAGGACCAAAGCCCUCUUGGCGGCUGAGGAUGUGACGACCCAGCCAGAUCAGGCCCCUGGGGAGAGUGAAUACUCUGAUCCCUUUGACGCCCACCGGGAGCCAAAAGAAGAGGAAGAGGAGGAGGCAGAGUCUGAGAACAACGGCUACAUGGAACCUUACGAUGCUCAGAAGGUGGUUGUUGAUUUCCAGCGGAAAAGCGACCGGGAUGAGCAAAGGGUGAAGAAAUCCCGGAUUGGGCUGCAGCUGUACGACACCCCCUAUGAGGAGAAGGAGCCUGAGGCUGACCCGGAGGGCAGGCCCCCCAGCAAGCCCCGAGAGAGCCGGCUGCCCCAGGACGACGAGAGGCCGGCCGACGAGUAUGACCAGCCAUGGGAGUGGAAGAAGAACCACAUCUCUCGGGCCUUCGCAGUAGACAUUAAGGAGAAUAAAGUCUUGCCCUGGCCACCUCCGGUAGGACAACUCACGGGCACAGAGGAAUCCCUAGAUCCAGAAGUGCAGUUUGAGACCCCAGACUGGGAAUGGACGUCCCUCGCCGCUGCCUCUUCCACGCACAAAGAACAUUGGCGCCCACACCUGACGGGGAGCUCCAAGUUUGUCCGGUCGCAGAGCCCUGAGCACAGCCUUCCUGCUGCGGAGCGCAUCGACCCCUCGCUGCCCUUGGAAAAUCAGGCGUGGUUUCACGGCACCAUCAGCCGAGCCGACGCAGAAUCCCUCCUGACCCUCUGCAAGGAAGGCAGCUACCUGGUCCGGAACAGCGAGACCAGCCGCAACGACUACUCUCUCUCCCUCAGGAGCAGCCAAGGCUUCAUGCACAUGAAAUUCACCCGGACGAAGGAGAGCAAGUAUGUCUUGGGCCAGAACAGCGCCCCCUUCGACAGCGUCCCCGAAGUCAUCCAUUUCUACACGGCUCAAGAGCUGCCCGUCAAAGGUGCUGAGCACCUCUCCUUGCUGUAUCCAGUUGCCGUUCAGACUCUGUGAAAAGGACUCUGGCUGCUGGCUGCUGUGGGAGCAAAGGGGAUGCUGUUAUAUUCUUUAUUUUUCAUUUGAUCCAAAGAGACUUGGCAUGUUGAAUGUCUGGAGUGCAGAACAUCGGGAGGAGAGGCACCCCUUCUAGUCCUCCUGCUCCUAAGCAAGAACAAUGGACAGUCUACCGCCCAGCCACCUGCCCUCGUUCCACAACCGCGACGUCUCCAGCAGUGGGGAAGGGUGUCCUGGGGUGACCUGCUCUUCCCCACUUGCUGGGUACCCUGACACCUCUGGCCUUGCUUAUCUCUGUCUCAAUUUGCUGGGUUCUGAGCCAGGAGGCCCCGUUUUGAGGCUGCCCCCAGAGCCUGCUCUCCGUUUUGUUUCCCAUUUCAGCCUCGCAGCAAAGUCCGCCCUGCUGAUCCUGCCUUCAGGGAGAGGGGAGAAUGAGCCUUCUGAGAUCUCAGAAUGUAUCUUGCUUUCCAGAGGCUCCCCGCUGUAGAAUCACACAAUUGUAGACUCACACAAUUGUAGAGUUGGACCCCUGCAACACAGGAAUCGCAGCUCAUGUUUUUCUGAAUUACUCAAAGCAGCCAGAAUUGGGGGGGGGGCAGCGUUCCUGCACCCAGGGCUUGUUAAUUGCCUCCACCUGGCAGCAGGCUCAGACUCCUGCAAUAUUUCCAAUGUGUACGAUUGUCCCACCCAAAAAGCAAUGCCCUCUUAUCCUGUAACGUUUAGUGUGGCCAAUUGUUGUUGGCACUCCUAGUGCAUCGCAUGGAUUGAUUGAUUUGGGAAGGACAUCAGAAGCCGUCUCAUUUAGCCCCCAGCAAUGCAGGAAAUGGGUGGCUGCAGCAACCCUGGCAGGUCGGCCUCUGCUUCAAAACCUUUUUGAGAAGGAGCGUCUUUCUGUCCUGUUGGUUCAGGAUCUCCCUCAAGGACCAGAGUCGCUCCAUCCUCUCUCUGCAACAAGCUCUUGCAGCAAAAGCAAAACACAGAGUCUGGUGGCACCUUAGGCGGCUGACGAAUUUAUCAUGGCACAAAGCUUUCUCUUUGUCAGAUGCAUUAAGGGGGAUCUUACUUGGCAGGCAGAUAAAGGCGGAAAUUCAAUUCAAUUCAAUAUAAGUUUAUUGUUCUUGCCAAAGGCCAUGACAAACCCACAGCAAGAGUACCAAUAAAAGAACACGGAUCAUGCGCCCAUAAUAUAAGAGACAGGUUACCAGAGACACCAACAAACUCAAAUCCAGCUUGUGUUCAAAUUAAACCUCUGAAUCACCAUAA
Podarcis muralis (Common wall lizard) is the source of this 3438-nucleotide messenger RNA. RefSeq names its product Src homology 2 domain containing transforming protein D (gene SHD). Gene Ontology annotation, molecular function: phosphotyrosine residue binding. The record is from RefSeq and is a predicted model, not a curated record. NCBI's taxonomy places the organism in Eukaryota, Metazoa, Chordata, Lepidosauria, Squamata, Lacertidae.